CGCACUAGUACUCUGAGUAAGUUCUAUGGGAGCAUUGAUAUCAAAACUGAGUUCCAACCUCGCAGAAGGGAAGGUGUUUACGCACGGGAUGUGCUCGAUGCAGUGUCUGCGAGCAGGAAAAAUGGGAACAUUGAUAUUGAGAUGAGUUCCACACGCGCGGACGGGGGUUGUUUACGCACGGGACGUGGUCGGUGCAGUGACUGCGAGUACGGAAAUAAAAAGCAUCUGAAUUCCACUCUUGAAGAAGGCAAAGUGUUUACGCACGAGAUGAGCUCGAUGCAGUGACUGAGAGUACGGAAAUAGAGAGCAUCUGAGUUCCACAUUCGCGGAAGGGGAGAUGUUUACGCACGGGAUGUGGUGGUCGGUCCAGUG
This is a messenger RNA of Mycena citricolor, 372 nucleotides long. NCBI's taxonomy places the organism in Eukaryota, Fungi, Basidiomycota, Agaricomycetes, Agaricales, Mycenaceae. The record is from the annotation of a GenBank genome assembly.